AUGUAUUUGAAUCAUUUCAGUUUCGUGCUAGUGCUUGUUACAGUUUCUGCAUCCUAUUUUGAUGCAGAAUUACCGUUAUACCUGAGUGAUGACAUUAUUAUUUCGAAGUUACCGAGCAUAUCAGAGAAAUCGACUAUUUACAAAAUUGAAAAACGUGAUGUAGGCGUAGCCGCAGAACAAAAAACUAAAACUAACCUUAAUGAAAAAGAGGACGAAAAAAAUAAAGAUAGUGAAAUAGAAGACGAAGAAGAAUCUGGUCUUGUUUUUAUCCCAUCAUUUGGAAGAAGGUAUAGAAGAGCAGUAAGCAAGCAAGACAUUGCUAGUGAAGAGAAAACAAAGGAAAAAACUGGCCAAAAUAAAAAAAUCGACAGUGAAGUCGAAAACGGUCAAGAAUCAGGACUAGUAUUCCUUCCAUCCUUUGGCAGAAGAUCGAGGAGAUCUGUUCAUCAGAAGCAAGAAAACGAAGAUCUUCUGGAUUCAGAAAGUAACAUUGUUUUCCUACCUUCCUUCAAAAGAAAUGGUUUCAGGAGAACCAGAAGAGAUAUAGAUAAUACCUAUUAUCGUCAUUUUACCAAACGAUCUGCUCCAGCGCAAAAUGAGGAUGGCAAUAAGAAAAAGGAAACGGAAUCUUCGAUAACUGAAAAAAAUGAGGAAUUAUCUGAUAGCGACACCGUAAACGGACAAGAAUCCGGUUUGGUAUUUCUUCCUUCUUUCGGUAGGCGAUCUAGAAGAAGUAUAACAGAAAACCGUUCAACAUUACCAUCAACCAUAAAAAAAGUUGAACAAAACACCCAAGCAGGAAAUAAACCAAAGACUUCUGCCACAAAAACUAAAAGAGAAGUUGAAACUAAAAACUCUGGAAAGAAGGAAACAAAAAUUGACGAAUCCGAUGAUGAUAAAGAUGAUGAACUCGAGGAAGAAUCAGGCUUAGUUUUUAUACCAUCUUUCGGAAGGAGGCAGCGCAGAGAUACGUCUUCUCUCAGCUCAUCUGGGAAGACUAACGUUCCUUCUGUACAAAAAGACGAUGAACAACCCAAAAAAACCUUAUCUACUCAGGAAUCGGGAUUGGUAUUUCUUCCAUCGUUCAAUAGAAGAACAAGGAGAAAUGUUCCACUUGAAAAUAAAAACAAAUCUAAUGAUAAAUCUGACGAUCCAAAGAAAAACGAUGAGGAAGAACAAGAAUCGGGAUUAGUGUUUUUGCCAUCUUUUGGAAGAAGAACCUGA
Messenger RNA from Harmonia axyridis, 1224 nucleotides. RefSeq lists its product as uncharacterized. Bases 1 to 1224 code for a protein of 407 amino acids. Lineage: Eukaryota; Metazoa; Arthropoda; Insecta; Coleoptera; Coccinellidae. The record is from RefSeq and is a predicted model, not a curated record. The transcript has a single exon.